Hansenula ciferrii is the source of this 1563-nucleotide messenger RNA. RefSeq names its product UTP glucose-1-phosphate uridylyltransferase (gene UGP1). Gene Ontology annotation, cellular component: cytoplasm. Gene Ontology annotation, molecular function: UTP:glucose-1-phosphate uridylyltransferase activity. Gene Ontology annotation, biological process: glycogen metabolic process; UDP-alpha-D-glucose metabolic process. The coding region runs from base 1 to 1563 and encodes 520 amino acids. The transcript has 2 exons. NCBI's taxonomy places the organism in Eukaryota, Fungi, Ascomycota, Saccharomycetes, Phaffomycetales, Wickerhamomycetaceae. The record is from RefSeq and is a predicted model, not a curated record.
AUGUUGGUGGAUAGAUCAGGGAUGAGAUUGUCUAUUCAUAAGAUUGACAUUGUUGACAUUGUUGACAUUGUUGACACUGAUCUAUUUACUAACAAAUAUUCACAGGCUUUUGAAAGCACAACUACAUCUGUUGCGGCAAGUCAAAUGCGUAAUGCUUUAAAUAAAUUGGCUGAUACUGUUACUGAUAAAGAACAACAAUCAAAAUUCGAAAAUGAAAUGGAUUCAUUUUUUGCUUUAUUUAGAAGAUAUUUAACUGAUAAAGCUGCUGGUUCAACUUUAGAUUGGGAAAAAAUUAGAUCUCCAAAUGAUGAUGAAGUUGUUGCUUAUAAAAAUAUUGAAUCAAAUUCAACUGCUGAUAAUUUAGAUAAAUUAGCUGUUUUAAAAUUAAAUGGUGGUUUAGGUACUUCUAUGGGUUGUGUUGGUCCAAAAUCUGUUAUUGAAGUUAGAGAUGGUAAUACCUUUUUGGAUUUAUCUGUUCGUCAAAUUGAACAUUUAAAUAGAAAAUAUGAUUCUGAUGUUCCUUUAUUAUUAAUGAAUUCUUUUAAUACUGAUCAAGAUACUCAUCAAAUCAUUAGAAAAUAUGGUGGUCAUAGAAUAAGAAUUAGAACUUUUAAUCAAUCUCGUUAUCCAAGAGUUUUAAAAGAUUCUCUUUUACCUGUCCCAACUGAUUAUGAAGAUGAUAUUAAUUCUUGGUAUCCACCAGGUCAUGGUGAUUUAUUUGAAUCUUUACAUGCUUCAGGUGAAUUAGAUGCUUUAAUUGAACAAGGUAAAGAAAUUUUAUUUGUUUCAAAUGGUGAUAAUUUAGGUGCUACUGUUGAUACCAAAAUCUUAAAUCAUAUGUUGGAAACUAAUUCAGAAUACAUUAUGGAAUUGACAGAUAAGACCAGAGCUGAUGUUAAAGGUGGUACUCUUAUCAAUUAUAAUGGUCAAGUUCGUUUAUUAGAAAUUGCUCAAGUUCCAAAAGAACAUGUUGAAGAAUUUAAAUCAAUUAAAAAAUUCAAAAAUUUUAAUACAAAUAAUUUAUGGAUUAAUUUAAAAGCUAUUAAAAGAUUAAUUGAAUCAAAUUCAAUUCAAGUUGAAAUCAUUCCAAAUGGUAAAACUAUUACUAAUAAAUCUGGUCAAGAAAUUAAUGUCUUACAAUUAGAAACUGCUGUUGGUGCUGCUAUUAGACAUUUCAACAAUGCACAUGGUGUUGUUGUUCCAAGAUCAAGAUUCUUACCAGUUAAAACAUGUUCAGAUUUAUUAUUAGUUAAAUCAGAUUUAUUCUAUUUAGAACAUGGUGCAUUAGUCUUGGAUCCUUCAAGAUUUGGUGCAAAUCCUUUAAUCAAAUUAGGUUCACAUUUCAAAAAAGUUUCAGGUUUUAAUUCAAGAAUUUCUCAUAUUCCAAAAAUCUUGGAAUUGGAUCAUUUAACUAUAACUGGUAAUGUUACAUUAGGUAAAGGUGUUGUAUUAAAAGGUACUGUGAUCAUUGUUUGUUCAGAAGGUCAAAGAAUUGAUAUUCCAAAUGGUUCUGUUUUAGAAAAUGUUGUUAUUACAGGUAAUUUAACCAUUUUAGAACAUUAA